AUGGCAGCCGACAGGGUCGGACGGAUGCGAGCAGAUGAAGUCCACUCAUCAGAUUUGGAAACGUGUCGAGAACACGGAGUCAACCUUCAGAAGAGACAAGCUCGAGUGACUGUGAAAUACAACAGAAAAGAGCUACAGAGACGACUAGACGUGGAGAAAUGGAUCGAUGACUGCUUGGAUGAGCUGUACUUGAGCAAAGAGGAUGACAUGCCAGAUGAGGUAAACAUUGAUCAUCUGUUAGACCUGGCUAGCGAUGAGGAGCGAGUGAAAAAGUUAAAGGAGAUCCUUCAGACAUGCAGCAACAACACAGAGGCCUUCAUCGGAGAGCUGUUGGUCAAGCUGGAGGGCCUUCACAAGCAGGAGGAGCUGGCUACCGAGGGCAUCGAACACCCCUCCCACUACAACCACGCCCAGCACCGCCAUGAGCCCUACCACUUUAACAGACCCAACUGGCCCCGAACCCACACCCACCAGACCCCCUGAGCUCACCAAACCACUGACAUAUGACCUCUGACUAGAGUCUUACUAAAACUCUGAAAAUGUUCCCAAAAUUCCCACGUUUUCCAUAAAUUCCGGUUGGAGAAUUUCUGGAAUCAGGAGGGAAUAAGCAGGGACCAAGUAACCAAGUAUUCCCGGGAAUCCUACAAUCGGGAUUUCAAGAAAACCUGGGAAUUUUGGGAAUGUUUCUGUAAAUGUGUUUCCCAGUCACCCCAUUUCAUCCCAGUCAUCUUGGCAGUCAUGGCCCCCUACCAGUUUGCCCUCU
Salvelinus namaycush (lake trout) is the source of this 763-nucleotide messenger RNA. Its product is annotated as protein phosphatase 1 regulatory subunit 14A-like. The record is from RefSeq and is a predicted model, not a curated record. Gene Ontology annotation, molecular function: protein serine/threonine phosphatase inhibitor activity. Gene Ontology annotation, cellular component: cytoplasm. NCBI's taxonomy places the organism in Eukaryota, Metazoa, Chordata, Actinopteri, Salmoniformes, Salmonidae. Gene Ontology annotation, biological process: regulation of phosphorylation. The transcript is spliced from 4 exons. Bases 1 to 483 code for a protein of 160 amino acids.